Molecule: messenger RNA, 1720 nt
Organism: Trematosphaeria pertusa
Lineage: Eukaryota; Fungi; Ascomycota; Dothideomycetes; Pleosporales; Trematosphaeriaceae
Product: NAD(P)-binding protein
Exons: 1
Coding region: 153-1601 (482 amino acids)
Cellular component (GO): cytoplasm
Source: RefSeq, a predicted model, not a curated record
AGACAAGCUUCGCAGUGAAGCUUACACUUUAACUAUGGGCUUCCCUCUUACAUCGUACUGCUCACUAUGGCUAAAGGUUAAUUGACUGAUCCAGAUACUUCGCCGCACUUUUCUCGUCCAACCCAAACCCGAGAAUCUGCAAGUACUGCGGUAUGCCUCUAACGAUCCUCACGGACGCGGACGUCCGCAGUCUCCUCUUUAGCCUCACAAGGCAAGACAUCUUGGAUUUGCAGCAAAGCUUAGCAGACGCGCUUCAUUACUACUCGACUUCGACCGACGCAGACCUCAAUGGCUGCAGCUCGUCGUACCAGCCCCUCCGCACCGCGCUCAAGCGAAGUGAUGGCCAGACCACGCUCUUCAUGCCCGCGAGCAGCAACGAUGGCCUGGGAGUGAAGAUCGUCACUCUAGCUGUACCGGAGGACUCGAAGAAGACAUUAGAUACAGCUAGUCCAGGUUCCGGCGCCGCGUCUCUCGCAUCGUUCGACUCGCUCUCCAUCUCCCAACCGUCUACCUCGUCCUCAACGACCGCUUUCGAUGUCCCGCCAGACUCAGUCGCGAGCUCGCAAAGCACGACGCCGAAAGGGAGUCUCACGCUGCUCGACCGCACCGGCGCGCCACGAGCCCUCGUCAACGCCGAAGAAAUAACCGCCUUCCGCACCGCCCUCGUCAGUACAAUGCUGUUUAAGAAACGCACAAACGUACACGACGUGGUCGUCUUCGGCGCCGGCAAACAAGCAUACUGGCACAUCCGUCUGGCUCUCCUGCUCCGCGGGCCAGAAAUCCACCACCUCAACAUCGUAAACCGCACCUUCGACAGCGCCCACAAUCUGCUCGAAAAACUGUACAAACCGACCUCCGAGCCCGCCGCCUUCCCCAAGAUCAGCAUCCCCACGCCCGAGACGACGGAUCUUGCUCGCCCGAAGAUUCAGAUCCUCACGCCGAAUGCGAAUGAGUACGAGAGGCUGCUGAAGGCUACCGUGAGGGCGAGUAGUGUUAUCUUUUGCACGACGCCCUCGCUCAGCCCGCUCUUCCCCGCCAGCUACCUUACCAACACCGAGGGCCGCAAAAAGGGCCGCUACAUCGCCGCCAUCGGAUCGUACAAGCCGCAUAUGACCGAACUUCACCCGGACAUUCUGCGGCAAAACGUCGCGCCCGACCACGGCCGGCACCACCACAAGCACGCGCUAGAAGGCGGCGCGGUGGUCGUCGACAGCGUGGAAGCGUGCCUGAAGGAAGCAGGCGAGAUCAUCCAAGCGGGCCUGACGGGCCACGAAGUCGUCGAAAUCGGCGAACUGGUCAUGCUGCGACGAGACGCAGAGCGCAGACGCAUGGAAUGCCAGGCGAAGAAGAGUAUGGAGGGUUUGGACGAGGGGGGUGUGGAGUUGGGUGAGUGCGAGCAGAGGAAGAAGAAGAAGAGGAAGAGUGGUGGUGUUGUCAAGGAGCAGGAGGAUGUGGCGGACAAGGGGCUGAUGGAGUGGUUGCAGAGGGGAAAUGUGAUUUUCAAGUGUGUGGGCAUGGGAUUGAUGGAUGUGGUGGUUGGGACCGAUUUGGUCAGGUUAGCGGAUGAGAGAGGUGUGGGGACGAGGGUUGAGAAUUUCUGAGAUGGCAUGAGUGGAGGGUGCGUAUUGGUUUUAUGGGUUCAACCGGAUUACCCUUGAUCAGCCAUAGAACAUAGAGUUCACAUACAAGCAUAGCCAUCUACCACAGUUGCAUCACCACC